AUGGAUAGCACAGUUUGGGAAGUGUCCAAAGUUUUUGGCAAGAUAGAGACGAGGGCAUUGAUGCUGUCUCAAGAGAGGGAGUCAUUCACAGGGCUGCAUAACGUAGCAAAACAUAUCGUUCAUCUUCAAGAAAGCUGCGACGCUACGUAUCUGAUCGUGCAGAAAGUCCUCGCACACUUCAAGCUACUCCAAAGCAAAGCCUCCGAUGAGAACAAGGUACUCAUGGAGAGUACAUGGGGAAUGUUGACACAGGUGGAAACCAGUUUUGAAACGGUUAAUUUGAGGCUGAGAAGCUUAGAUAGAAGGAUGCAAAGUGUCAUUGCCUUAUCGUUCCAUCUCGUGGCCGCCGAAGGGAAUCGCAUCAUGCAGUCUGACAGCAACACGAUGACUACCAUCGGAUUGGUGACGUUAAUAUUCUUGCCACUCACUACUGUAUCGACUAUCUUUGGGAGCCAAUUCUUUGGUGUAUCAGAUGAAGACGACUCGCUCACAGUAUCGAAAGACUUUUGGAUAUUUUGGGUCAUCUCCAUUCCUGUGACGGUCAUUGUGGUAGGGGCAUGGUACGCUGUGAAAUGGAGGCGCUUCGAACUUGCGACCAGAAACAAACAAAUAAUGGCAAGACAGCACCAGGUCACUGAGAAAUAUGGGGCUUGA
This is a messenger RNA of Penicillium canescens, 654 nucleotides long. RefSeq lists its product as uncharacterized. Gene Ontology annotation, molecular function: metal ion transmembrane transporter activity. The record is from RefSeq and is a predicted model, not a curated record. Gene Ontology annotation, biological process: metal ion transport; transmembrane transport. The transcript has 4 exons. Bases 1 to 654 code for a protein of 217 amino acids. Gene Ontology annotation, cellular component: membrane. NCBI's taxonomy places the organism in Eukaryota, Fungi, Ascomycota, Eurotiomycetes, Eurotiales, Aspergillaceae.